CUCCACACUGAUCCCGUCUCCCACCUGUCGGCCUGCUUGGAUGCCAUACAGAGGGGCACGACGACAUUUGAUGUUGUUUGUGUAAGAAACCUUCUGAACGCCACCGAGAUCGCCGUAUAUUAUGAAUCGGAAAUUUCUAGGCUUCGGCGGGAAGCCAAGGUUCAUACUACCUCUGCCAAUGGGGAAGUUAUCACCUUUAUCAACGCGACAAUAUUAACUAUGGAAAAUGGCGAGCUCUCUGCUGACUUGACCGCAGGAGGAACCUGA
This is a messenger RNA of Pisolithus orientalis, 267 nucleotides long. RefSeq lists its product as uncharacterized. NCBI's taxonomy places the organism in Eukaryota, Fungi, Basidiomycota, Agaricomycetes, Boletales, Pisolithaceae. The annotation marks the transcript as partial. The transcript has a single exon. The record is from RefSeq and is a predicted model, not a curated record.